GCUCCGCCGCAUUCCCGGCCGUGUGUCAGCGGCUCGGGGAGAUGGCAGCACCGCCUCCUCACCCCUCCCAGGGUGGGGACAAGGCCACACCCAGUGUCCCCUCUGCCUUUCCCCGCCCCGGUCCCGCCCCUUCCGCGGCGGCCUUAGCGGCGGCGCCGGGCUCGGGGUGCAGAGCGGCGGUGACCGAGGGGCGGGGAUGACGGCGGUGACGGAGCGGGCCCGCGAUGGCAGCUGCCACUUCCAGCGCUCCCGGCUCAUCUGGAUGAUCGCCAUCGCCUUUGGAAUGAUUCUCCUCGGCUGGGUAACACUUUGGCCUUCAACUAUACCCUAUAGUUAUUUGGGAGUAUUUGGUACCUUCCUUAAUUAUUUAGUCAAAAACCACCACAAAUGGGUGUGCUAUGGGUUCUGGGUUUCCUGGUUGAUUCACGUAGUAGAAGCCUUCUAUGGUGUCAAGUUGUGCCAAUCCAAAGGCAUCACUGACCCAGCAGUUCAGUUUCACUGGUUCCUUCAGACACUUUUAUUUGGAUAUGCUUCCUUUGGUCUUCUGGUGUCUUACAAACCUUCAGUCAAGAAGCAGUAGGAGAAGACAGUGAAAGAAGUCACUUCUCACAUUCUUCAUCCCUAUUUUCCAGAAGAUAUCCUCACUUACAUGUCUGGGUGCUGUAAUUAGCUGAAUUACAUUCCUGCCACAUGAUGCAGGAGCCUUCUACUCAAGUAACUCUCCUUUUAACUAAAAAAGACAAGUGUAGUUCAUACUCAGUAGAAAAAUCAGCCCUUAAGUCUUGGCACUGCCAAAAUUUAAUCCCAUUUAUUCUGUAAGAAGCUAAAAUUUGAUCCCCUGAAGUUUUUGACAUGGGCUGGAUACUCUGAUAGUCCUUAAAGUCCCUGACAGCUGUUAGUAGCUGUUUAUAAAUCACCUUCUCAUGCAGAGGAAUAAUCUUUGGUAACAGGGUUAUUUACAGCCACAAAGCAGCUUGGUACCCAUUUUGGGAUUUAAAUUUAUCUGUAUUUUUUCUACAGGACUGGCUUUGUUGUUCUCAGAACCUGGUCUCUGUGCUUUUUUUGUCAACUUAUUUUCUUCCACAAAGGACAGAGAGCACUGUAUGGCUGCAGGCACAUUAAAAAGACCAAGUCUCAGUUCAGGUUGAGGUGCAGUGAUGAGUUUGGAUACAUGAAGCACUUUAACUUGGUUUAAUACACAUGAAUACACCUGAAUUUCCUGCAGCAUGAACUCAUCUUUUGAAUGGAGAUUUUAACCUUUGAUUUAGCAGAGUAGAAAUUAGUAAUCCUGGCAGCUUUCUCAAAAGGUUAUUUAUUAUCCAAGGGAAAAAAAAAA
Molecule: messenger RNA, 1336 nt
Organism: Calypte anna (Anna's hummingbird)
Lineage: Eukaryota; Metazoa; Chordata; Aves; Apodiformes; Trochilidae
Gene: TMEM254
Product: transmembrane protein 254
Exons: 4
Coding region: 197-580 (127 amino acids)
Source: RefSeq, a predicted model, not a curated record